AGACACUGCAAACCGUACUAACGCUUGCUGCGAGCGUGAACCAUGGCUCUGAUUACCUCACGCUUUUGCCGGGUUAGACCUGCAAAUGCCGCUUCCGCUCGCACCCGGGAGUUGGCUGUCGCUCGGCAAGCUUGCGAGGCGCAACCACGUCGCUCCUUCGCGCAUUCCCGCACUUGGCGCUGGCCAAGACAGGAGGCCUCGGAUGGGGCACGAAGUGGCUCUUUCAUUGCCGUUAGGGCUGCUGCCCCAUCCGCCGAUGCUCCGCAGCAGCAGCAACCCACGGCCGCAUGCCCUUCGCGACCCACACUGUAUUUGCUUCACUGCCAUCUGCCAAACACAAGCGGUAUGCAGACGCUGACGAAAGACUCGCACGACCAGCUGCAGAAAUUGCGCGAGGACCUGAAAGUGAUGGAGAAGGUCGCGAAGAAAGCAGCGUGGUUUUCAACCGUGGAAGCCAGCGAUGGCGAACGUGUACUGCUCGUUACUGCUUGCCAAAAACACGGGCGCAAAUAUAACCUGCAGCGGCUACCUGAGGAUGUGAGCAUCUUUCCAAUCGAGUUGCCAGGUCGCUCUGUGGACAUUCCGCUCUCGGAGGUGACUGCAGCACUGCUGGCGCAGUCCUCCGACUCUGAUUCAGACGAGGAGGAUAUAAAGUACGAGCAUCAGCCGCGGGGAAAGGCUGAGGUCAUCCAAGUGGAGCGUGAGGAGGGAAGCAAGCAGGCUGCUGUCAUUGCUGCUGUCUCCGGCUUGGGGCUGGAGAAGGAGGAGGAGCACAAAGCAGCUAAGAAGCUGCGGAAGCAGCUAGAGAAGGCUGAGAAGCACCUGAAGAGGGAGCAGGAGAAGGCGGAGAAGCAGCAGAAGAAGGAGGAGGCAGCCAAGGCGGAAGCAAAGGUGGAGGAUUCAGAUGAUGACGGCGACGGGUCAAAGCAGAAGGACAAGAAGAAGGAAAAGGAGAAGCCCAAGAAGGAGCAGGAGGCAGUGGAGGGCAGUGCUGAUGGCGGCUGCUGCAGCACUGGGAGCAGGACGGAGGUGAAGGCGGACUGCAGAGGUGGGCACCGGGAGGAGGAGGAGGAGGAGGAGGAUGGCAGUGGCUCCGACUCUGGCUCUGACUCGGAUAGCAGCAGUGAGUCUGAGUCGGGGUCCGAGUCUGACGAGGAGUAUGUGGAGGCAGUGGCGGAGAAGGGGGUAAUGGUGGAGCAGGGCACGCAGCAGCGGUAGGCCGGUAGGAGAGGGGGCGCGACUUGCGAGGGAAGGUGCAACAUACAGCAGUAACAAAGGGUAACAGCAUCGUGGAGGGCAAGGGAGGAGGUGAUAGGGGCGCCGUGCGGGGUGCAUGCUAGGGACACAGAAAGGUAUUGUUAUACUAGCACUGGGCGGGAGCUGUCAGGAGCAAGGGUACCAUGGCUCGGCUGCUUCGCUGGCGACUUUACCCGAAUGAGCCGUAGAUGACAUGCAUGUAUGGAUCAUCAUUACGGUUAUACCGGUAUACGACAAUGCCAUGUAGUGUCAGUUGGGAUCUUCAUGCAUAUGGGUGCAUAUGGGUACGUGUUGGCACCGGCCCUUGUAGUUAAUGCGCUUUGUAGUUAGCACCAUACACGUGUUGCGUUUGGGCCUUACCAGCUUAAAUCUAUUCUAUCUAUCGCCUCACACCGUACUGGUAAUGGGCCGUGAAUCAACCCGUGUAGCCCUAGGAUGCCCUCUCAGCCCUACGCUUUACGGGAUUUUUGGCGAGGGGUUUGCUGACUAUGUUGACGCUAAGGAUAAGUGGCUCCCUGAUGCUAUGCGCGCUAAGCAGCAGACUCCCCAUGCGGAUGGCCGGCGUAUCCCGUUGGAACUGUAUGCCGACGACCUCAGCCUUUUCGCUACGACGCACAGACGGCUGAUUGUGUUGCUUGCUGAUUUGAGAGAGUGGUGUGAGGCCUUUGGGAUGCGGG
Molecule: messenger RNA, 1934 nt
Organism: Astrephomene gubernaculifera
Lineage: Eukaryota; Viridiplantae; Chlorophyta; Chlorophyceae; Chlamydomonadales; Astrephomenaceae
Source: the annotation of a GenBank genome assembly